UCGGCCUAUAUAAAACCCUAAAACCCCCUCCGGCUUCCGCUGUCUUAUUUCCGCCGGCCAAACGAUCACGUAAGCUCCAUUAAAUCCGGCUUGCAGCCAAUAACUGCCUCUCCAUUGAGAACUUGCCACCGACAGGUAGUGUACCUUGCUUUCUAGGUUUGUUUUUUUCGGCAUGGCUUCACCUGCAGAUCAGGACCAGACAUGGCUCAUCGACUGUCUCACCGCAACGCUUGAUACUAGUCGCGAAGUCCGCUCAUUUGCUGAGGCCUCGCUUCAGCAAGCUUCUCUGCAGCCAGGUUAUGGGGCUGCUCUUACCAAGAUCACCGUUAACAAGGACAUUCCUUUUGGUCUGCGGCAGCUGGCGGCUGUUUUGCUAAAGCAGUUCAUAAAGCAACAUUGGGAAGAAGGUGAAGAGAAUUUUAUAUAUCCUGUGGUUUCACCAGAAGAGAAGAGGAUCAUGCACCAACUAUUGCUUCCUUCAUUGGAUGAUCCUAAUAGGAAAAUUCGCACAGCAAUUAGCAUGGCUAUAGUUUCCAUCGCUCAAUAUGAUUGGCCAGAUGAUUGGCCUGAGCUAUUGCCUUUUCUAUUAAAGUUGAUUAGCGAGCAAAAAACUAUCAGUGGAGUUCAUGGGGCUCUAAAAUGUUUGGCUCUCCUCUCUGGUGAAUUGGAUGAUACUUUAGUGCCUAAAUUAUUACCCGCUCUGUACCCUCGCUUGCAUUCAAUAAUUUCUGCACCUCAUCUAUAUGAGAAAUCUCUCAGAACAAAAGCUUUGGCAAUAGUACAUGCUUGCAUUUCUGUUCUGGGAUCCAUGAGUGGUGUGUAUAAGACAGAAACUGCUGGGCUGAUGCUGGAAAUGGUUAAUUCCCUUAUGGAGCAAUUUUCUAUUAUUUUACAACCUCCUUUGCAAUCAGAAGAUCCGGACGAGUGGAGCAUGAGAAUGGAGGUCCUGAAAUGUUUACUUCAGCUUGUUCAAAAUUUUCCUAGCCUUAUAGAAGCUAGAUUUUCAGGUAUUGACUUGCAAUUUGGUCCAGUCAUUUUGUCAUCUUUGUGGCAGACAUUUGUUUCAGCAUUGGAUGUGUACCAGAUUUCAUCUAUUCACCGCACUGAAGAUUCGGGUUCUGGUAGAUUUGAUUCUGAUGGUAAUGAGAGAAGUCUAGAUGCCUUUAUUAUUCAGUUGUUCGAGACUCUAUUAACCAUUGUGGGAAAUUCUAAAUUGGCAAAGGUCAUUGGAGGAAGCAUAAAAGAGCUUGUUUACUAUACCAUAGCUUUUCUACAGAUGACAGAGGAACAAGUACAUACAUGGUUAUUGGAUGCAAAUCAAUAUGUUGCUGAUGAGAAUGAUGUUACUUAUAGUUGCCGUGUAUCAGGCUCUCUGCUUCUGGAGGAGAUAGCUAAUGCUUAUGGUGGAGAAAUGAUUGAUUCCAUUGUUGAAGCUGUUAACAAACGUUUCAUUGAGUCGCAGACUGCCAAAGUUUCUGGUUCGACAGAUUGGUGGAAAUUGAGAGAGGCAUCCUUUUUUGCAAUGGCUUCAAUUUCAGAACAACUCAUUGAAGCACAGGAUUCAGGAGCAACAAAAGUUAAUUUAAGUCGUCUUCUGGAUGAAAUGGUUGCAGAAGACAUAAGAACAGCUGUGUAUGAAUUUCCAUUCCUACAUGCAAGAGCUUUUUCAGUAGUUUCGAAGUUUUCCUCAGUGAUUGGUCGGACUGUUCGCGAGCAGUUCCUAUAUGCUGCUGCUCAAGCAAUAGCUUUAGAUGUCCCACCACCUGUAAAAGUUGGUGCUUGUCAAGUUUUAUCUCAGGUCCUACCGGAUGCUAAAUCUGAGUUGGUUCAGCCUCAUAUAAUGUGCAUACUUUCAUCUCUUAUUGAUCUCCUCAAGCAGGCAUCUGAUGAAACACUGCAUCUUGUGCUUGAAACACUUCAAGCAGCUAUUAAGGCAGGCCAUGAACUAUCAAGGUCCAUGGAGCCUGUUAUUUCUCCCGUCAUUCUUGAUGUCUGGGUACAUCACAUUUCAGAUCCAUUCAUUAGCAUCGAGGCCUUGGAAGUCUUGGAGGCUAUCAAAGAUGCUCCUGGAUGUAUGCAGCCUCUGGUCUCCCGGAUCUUACCAUCCAUUGCCUCUAUAUUAGAAAAUCCAAGAAACCAGCCCGAUGGAUUGCUUGCAGGUUCAUUUGAUCUUUUAACAAUGAUAUUGAAAAGCGCGCCAGUUGAAGUUGUGAAGGCUGUUUUUGAUAGAUGUUUUAAUUCUACCAUCCAAGUAGUGCUCGAAAGUGAUGAUCACGGUGAAAUGCAGAAUGCAACAGAAUGUUUGGCAGCAUUUCUUGCUGCUGGAAAGCAUGAGUUGCUUUCCUGGAAUGGUGAUCCAUCUUUUACAAUGAAAAGGCUUCUUGAUGCAGCUUCAAGGCUGCUGGACCCUAAUCUGGAAAGUUCUGGGUCACUUUUUGUGGGUAACUAUGUGUUGCAGCUUAUAUUUCAUUUUCCAUCAGAAAUGGCCUUCCACAUACGUGAGCUUGUUGCUGCUGUGGUGAGACGCAUGCAAUCUAGUGAAAUAGCAGGGCUAAAAUGUUCUCUUAUAGUUGUUCUGGCUAGACUGGUCCAUUUCAGCUCUCCAGAUGUCAGCCAGUUCAUUAAUUUACUGCUUACUGUGCCUACUAAGGACCAUGAAAAUUCAUUUUCUUAUGUAAUGUCAGAAUGGACUAAGUUGCAAGGCGAAAUCCAGGGAGCAUAUCAGAUCAAGGUUACAACAACUGCCCUAGCGCUUUUGCUAUCCUCCCGUCAUGAGGAAUUAGUGAAAGUUAACGUUAACGGUCAUCUCAUAAAGUCGAAUGCAGGUAUAACUACUCGUUCUAAAGCUAAAUUAGCUCCUGACCAAUGGACUAUAAUUCCACUUCAUGCAAAGAUAUUUUCGUUGUUAUCAGAUGCACUGGUUGAGACUCAAGAACAAAUUUUGGAUGAUGACAGUGGCAGUGAUGAGGAUAGUGAUUGGGAGGAAGUCUUAGAUAACAAUGGCUGUGGUCUACAAGAUCUAUUAUAUCAAUCAAAUGUCCCCUCAAAACGUAACGCUUCAGUUGAACAUCUUAAUGCAAUGGCUAAAGUCUUUAAUGAGAGUGACGGUGAUAAUAGUGAAGAAGAGCUUGUCAAAGAUGAUCCGCUAAAUGAGACUAAAGUUGCAGGUUUUCUCACUCAAUUCUUUCUAAACUUACAUGACAUGGACAGCUCACUUUUUGACCAUCUCUGCCAGAACUUGACACAUGCCCAAAGGAUUGCAGUCAAAAAGGUUGUGAAGAAGUGAGAGCCUCUUCUCGAAAUGGUUUUAUUAGUGUUUGUUUAAAUGUAAAAUUUUCAUCUUUUCAGUAUAAAUUAUUGUUUUUCGUUGUAAAGGUUUUAUUUAUCAAUCAUUUAUCUUGUCAAAUUUUGUAUGCCAAUAGCGUCUAUCUUUAUUUGGACUGUCUUUCCUACUAAGGGUUUGAGGAAAAACAGUGAACAAAGCCGGAGUGGAUUUUGUUUGGGUUAUACUUAUUGUUUUGGUUAAAAAAUUAGUAAUCAGAUUGUGAAAA
Dendrobium catenatum is the source of this 3551-nucleotide messenger RNA. RefSeq names its product importin-9. Gene Ontology annotation, molecular function: small GTPase binding. The transcript is spliced from 33 exons. The record is from RefSeq and is a predicted model, not a curated record. Gene Ontology annotation, cellular component: cytosol; nuclear envelope. Lineage: Eukaryota; Viridiplantae; Streptophyta; Magnoliopsida; Asparagales; Orchidaceae. The coding region runs from base 173 to 3286 and encodes 1037 amino acids. Gene Ontology annotation, biological process: protein import into nucleus.